GAUAUAAUGGAAUUAAUUAUGAUCCAGAAAAUUUACCAAUGCGUUCUCAUACUGACCAUCUUCAAGAUAUUGAUGCAAUGGAAAAUAAAGGACUUAGGAAUAAAAUACAAUAUAAACGAG
Messenger RNA from Funneliformis caledonium, 120 nucleotides. The record is from the annotation of a GenBank genome assembly. NCBI's taxonomy places the organism in Eukaryota, Fungi, Glomeromycota, Glomeromycetes, Glomerales, Glomeraceae.